Molecule: messenger RNA, 2742 nt
Organism: Plasmodium vinckei vinckei
Lineage: Eukaryota; Apicomplexa; Aconoidasida; Haemosporida; Plasmodiidae
Product: carbonic anhydrase, putative
Exons: 2
Coding region: 1-2742 (913 amino acids)
Molecular function (GO): carbonate dehydratase activity; zinc ion binding
Source: RefSeq, a predicted model, not a curated record
AUGAAACAUAUUAUAUUCCUUUCAAUUGUUUUCUGUUUUUGUGAUAAUGUAGUGUAUAAUAAUUAUGUAGGUCGAAUAUUAUUUGAGUUUCCAGAUAAUAUUAUACAUGACUUAAGUUCUGGCCCAAUAGUUGAAUAUGAAAUUAAAGAACAUAAAGACGAUAACCCAGAUAUAAAUAAAGAGGUAAACCAUUGGAAUAUUGAAAUAAAUGAGCACAAAGAUAAUCCAAAUAUUCAAAGAAACAACGAAGGCAAUGAUGAUAGUAAUAACAAUUGGCAAUAUCACUCCAAUUAUAAUGAUGAACAAUCAGAGAGCCAAAAUGAAAAUGAAAGAAAUGAAUUUUCUCUAAAAAAUGAGAUGGAAAAAAAGCCAGAAGAAAGAAAGGAUACACAAUUUGAUAAAUACAAUGAAUACGAUGAUUUUGAAAAUAUGAAUAAUAACUUUGAGGAAAAUAAAAAAAAAUCCUUUGAGGCUAUGCAAUCGGAAGACAUGGAAGAUAAAAAGGGGGAAGAGAAUAAAGAGUAUGCAGGCUGGGCAGAAGAUAAAAAAAGGGAGGACAAUCGAGACUAUAUAGAUAGGAUGGACGAUAAAAACAGUGCAGGCAAUAGAGAGUAUAUAGAUGGAAUGGAAUAUAAAAAAGAGGCAGAGAAUAAAGAUUAUAUAGGCUGGGUAGAAGAUAAAAACAGUGCAGGCAAUAGAGACUAUAUAGAUGGGAUGGAAGAUAAAAAGAGGGAAGAGAAUAAAGAUUAUGCAGGUUGGGUAGAAGAUAAAAACAGUGCAGGCAAUAGAGAGUAUAUAGAUAGGGCAGAAGAUAAAAAGGGAGAAGAGAACAAAGAGUAUGGAGGAUGGGUAAAAGAUAAAAACAGUGCAGAAAAUAUAGAGUAUAUAGAUAGGGCAGAAGAUAAAAAGGGAGAAGAGAACAAAGAGUAUGGAGGAUGGGUAAAAGAUAAAAACAGUGCAGAAAAUAUAGAGUAUAUAGAUAGGGCAGAAGAUAAAAAGGGAGAAGAGAACAAAGAGUAUGGAGGAUGGGUAAAAGAUAAAAACAGUGCAGAAAAUAUAGAGUAUAUAGAUAGGGCAGAAGAUAAAAAGGGAGAAGAGAACAAAGAGUAUGGAGGAUGGGUAAAAGAUAAAAACAGUGCAGAAAAUAUAGAGUAUAUAGAUAGGGCAGAAGAUAAAAAGGGAGAAGAGAACAAAGAGUAUGGAGGAUGGGUAAAAGAUAAAAACAGUGCAGAAAAUAUAGAGUAUAUAGAUAGGGCAGAAGAUAAAAAGGGAGAAGAGAACAAAGAGUAUGGAGGAUGGGUAAAAGAUAAAAACAGUGCAGAAAAUAUAGAGUAUAUAGAUGGAAUGGAAUAUAAAAAAGAGGCAGAGAAUAAAGAGUAUGGAGGUUGGAUGGGCGAUAAACAAAUUGGAUCCCAUCGAAAGAAGGAAAAUAAUAUAAAAAGCGAUACUACUGAACAUAAUGAUAAUUUAUCGUUUGAAUAUUCUAAGCAGGGAAUGGAUUGGGCUGCAGGAAUAUGCAAAAAUGGAAAAUAUCAAUCCCCUGUAGAUUUACAUAUGCAUACAUUAAAAGAAAGAGAAUUAAAAAAUUUAUCAGAUUUUUAUUUAAAUGCAUUUUAUGAUAAUGAUGAAAAUUCAUGGAAUAAUUAUAAUAGACCAUGGUUUAAAGGUGAUAUAUUUUAUUAUUAUGAAAAUUUAGUAAAUAAAAUAAUUAUAAAUAGACAAAAUAAUAUGUUUAAAAUAAAAGCAUCGAAUAAUGAUAUAAUUCCUUUUGGUGUUUUAUUUACUACUGAUGAGCCAGCCAUAUUUUAUUCUCACCAUAUUAAUUUCCAUUCACCUAGUGAACAUACAUUUGAAGGAUCUGGAAACAGGAGACAUAUAGAAAUGCAAAUUUAUCAUAGUACUAAUGAGAUAUAUGAUUAUGAUGAAAGUAAAUGGAAUGGAAUUUUUGGGAAAAAAAAAAAUCAAAAAAAAAAUAAUGAAACAAAUAUCAAGCAUUCAUAUAUUUUAACGUUCUUAAGGAAUAGUUUAUCAAACCCUCAUUUAGGUCACCAAAAUCCAAAAAACAAAAAGCGGAACAAGCGAAGUAAAUCAUAUAAUAAUACUCAACUAGGUAGAAAUGGUAAAAAUACAAAAAAACUAAACCAAUAUCAGGUUAUUUCCAUUACUUUUUCAAGUGCUGAAAUUAAUAAAUCUACAAUUAAUAAUUUUAAAAAACUCCCUUCGGAAAAAUUUUUAAAAACAAUUUUAGAGGGAACCCAAAAUGUUCCUGUUGGUUCAGACCCAACAUUGGUGGAUCUGAAAGCACCCCUAAAUUUAAACUCAGUACUGAUGAUGCUAAAUAUGAAAAGUAUGGAAUUUUUUGCAUAUCAUGGAUCUUCAACUUCACCAGAUUGUAAUGAAAAUGUUCAUUGGAAAGUUGCCAAGAAAUCUUUACCUAUAUCAACUGAAACAAUGUUAAAAUUUUACAAUAUGUUAAAAAAAACAACACCCGAUUAUAAUGGCAGUGAUAAUGAUAAUUUUAGGGCCUUACAAAAUGUUCAAGGUAAUAUACAUAAUUAUGGUAGAGUAUAUUUAAUACAAGGUUUUCCAGUUCAACUAUUAAUUUCAUCUAUCUUAACUACAAGUGAAGAUAAAACUGUGAUUGAAAAUAUAAAACAGGCUUAUUCUAAAUCAAAUGGAAAUUAUAUUUGUUUCAACUUUAUUUUCUUAUUACUUAUUUUUAUAUUUUUACAAAAUUAUUAA